AUGGACGGCGCAGAGAAAAACAUCGAAAUCUGGAAGAUCAAGAAGUUGAUCAAGUCCCUUGAGAUGGCCCGAGGUAACGGUACGUCGAUGAUCUCGUUGAUCAUCCCGCCAGGGUCGCAGAUUUCUUUGACGCAGAAGAAGUUGACUGAAGAAUACGGUACCGCCUCCAACAUCAAGUCUCGUGUGAACAGAUUGUCUGUGUUGUCCGCUAUCACGUCGACCCAGCAGAAGUUGAAGUUGUACACGCAUUGCCCCAAAAACGGACUUGUCAUUUACUGUGGUGAUGUCAUCACCGAUGAAGGGAAAGAAAAGAAGUUGAACAUCGACUUUGAACCAUUCAAGCCCAUCAACACCUCCUUGUACUUGUGUGACAACAAAUUCCACGUGGAGGCACUUUCUGAGUUGCUCCAGGAUGACGACAGAUUUGGUUUCAUCGUUAUGGAUGGUAACGGUGCUCUUUUCGGUGCUGUGAGUGGUAACAACAGAGAGGUGUUGCACAAGUUCACCGUCGACUUGCCCAAGAAGCACGGCAGAGGUGGUCAAUCUGCUGUUCGUUUCUCGCGUUUGCGUGAGGAGAAAAGACACAAUUACGUUAGAAAAGUCGCCGAGGUUGCGGUGCAAAACUUCAUUGAAAACGAUAAAGUCAACUGCAAAGGUCUUAUUUUGGCUGGUUCGGCCGAUUUCAAGAACGAGUUGUCCAAAUCCGAUUUGUUCGACUCCAGAUUGCAGGCGCGUGUCUUGAAGAUUGUCGAUGUUUCCUACGGUGGAGAAAAUGGUUUCAAUCAGGCCAUUGAGCUCUCGGCAGAGACCUUGGCCAACGUGAAGUUCGUUCAGGAAAAGAAGCUUUUGAACACCUAUUUCGAGGAGAUCUCUCUUGACUCGGGUAAGUUCUGUUACGGUAUCGACGACACCUUGAAGGCCUUGGACGCUGGUGCCUGUGAAACCGUAAUUGUCUACGAGAAUUUGAACAUUGUCAGAUACACGUUGAAGGACUCCGAAGACCGCGAAGUAAUUGUCAACGUCAACCCAGACUUGCCAGACAAAUCUUACAUGAUCGACAAGGCAACGGGCACUGAGAUGGAGGUAGUGAAAGAGGAGAUGUUCUUGGAGUGGUUGGCUGAAAAUUACAAGAGCUUCGGUGCUACGCUUGAAUUCGUUACUGACCGUUCCUCGGAGGGUGCUCAGUUCGUGCAAGGUUUCGGUGGUGUUGGUGCUCUUUUGAGAUACAAGCUUAACUUUGAACAGUUGGCCGACGAGUCCGACGAGGACGAGUACUACGAUAGUGACGAGGAUUUCAUUUGA
Molecule: messenger RNA, 1302 nt
Organism: Candidozyma auris
Lineage: Eukaryota; Fungi; Ascomycota; Pichiomycetes; Serinales; Metschnikowiaceae
Gene: ERF1
Product: translation termination factor eRF1
Exons: 1
Coding region: 1-1302 (433 amino acids)
Biological process (GO): cytoplasmic translational termination
Cellular component (GO): cytosol; translation release factor complex
Molecular function (GO): translation release factor activity, codon specific; sequence-specific mRNA binding
Source: RefSeq, a predicted model, not a curated record